ACCAGGAAGAAGAGCUUUUCCAGUAAAGAUGGUUGACGUUUGCAGGAGUCUCCAACAAAAUUAACCAAAGAACCGACAACGGUGCAGCAUUUUCGCGUCGUCAACAGACUUUGUCGGUUUUUAUCGAGACAUGGAUGAUGUUGAGAUCACAGACGUGGACGACGACUCUCCGUUUCAGGUGGAAAAAGCUCCGAUCAAAAACCCGGACCUGACUUCCCUCAGCCAGACCGCGGGAGAGCUUCUGUCCCAGUAUGGAUGGUACAUGCUGAUUGUGACCGUUCUGGUCUACCUGCUCAUCCAGCAGCUGAGCAAGAGGAGAUCCAGCCGGAGCAACAACAACUCAGCCCCCGAAACUCUGCAAGAUGCUUCGUUAGUGGCGAGCAGACAAGAAGCCAUGGAGGCGGCUCGGAUGAGGAUGCAGGAGGAGCUCAACGCCAAAGCUGACAUCUUCAGAGAGAAACAGAGACAGCAAGAAGAGGAGAAGAGGAGGCAGAAAAUAGAGAUCUGGGAGAGUAUGCAGCAGGGGAAGAGCUACAAAGGAGCCGCUAAACCCCCUCAGACUGAAGAGGCCAGCUCGUCAACAACUGUGAUGAAACCAAAGGGGGACAAAAAGCAGCUUCGCACUUCAGACUACAAUCCCCUGAGCGGACAGGGAGGGAGCUCGUGCUCCUGGAGACCCGGCAGGAGAGGACCGUCAUCUGGUGGAUGAGGUUAAAGAAGGUCAGAGACAUCGGUCUGUAUGACCUUUGACCUCUGACGUCCUGCUGUGCACACUGACUGACCGAACCAAGCUGACAAUAUCGCCACGCACACACUUCAUAACUCGCCCCGUACCUGCAGAGGGCGUUAAUCAGUUAGCAUCUUCAGCAUUUAUCUGCUGUUUGAUUUUUUAUCUCUUCUUGUUUUCUCUUUAAUUUGUUACAUCAAAGAAACUGUGCUGAAUUAAUAAUCAUUAGCUGAUAAAAUGCAUUUCGGAAUUGAAAGCUUGUCAUGACGCCGCUCCUGUAAACGGUUUCUCACCGGCAGGUUUGGCCGAUGAAUUCGCAGUCAGUGUGUUUUCUCUCAUGUUUUAAUGUUUAUGUGCCACCGUAACUUUAGAGUUAAAUUACUGCAGCAGCUGUAGCUGGUGGACAUAUUCUUAAUCACAAAGAAUACUACGUUCUGAUAGUUAACAAAGUUAACAUUUUCAUUUAUCGCAAUGUAAGGAGGUUUCGUCUAUACUGUUAUACACAUUUUUAUGCAAUAAAGACAUGGUCACCGCA
Messenger RNA from Plectropomus leopardus (leopard coralgrouper), 1262 nucleotides. It is a transcript of the gene selenos, whose product is annotated as selenoprotein S. The record is from RefSeq and is a predicted model, not a curated record. Gene Ontology annotation, cellular component: endoplasmic reticulum membrane; Derlin-1-VIMP complex; Derlin-1 retrotranslocation complex. Lineage: Eukaryota; Metazoa; Chordata; Actinopteri; Perciformes; Serranidae. Gene Ontology annotation, biological process: retrograde protein transport, ER to cytosol; endoplasmic reticulum unfolded protein response.